Molecule: messenger RNA, 1272 nt
Organism: Neurospora tetrasperma FGSC 2508
Lineage: Eukaryota; Fungi; Ascomycota; Sordariomycetes; Sordariales; Sordariaceae
Exons: 2
Source: RefSeq, a predicted model, not a curated record
AUGGAUGCCCAUGAAGUGGGUAGGACAGUUGGGGCAUGCAAUGCAGGCCCCGACCAAACAACUGGCGAAUGUUACCCGUAUCGACAACUCGAGCAUGAAAAUAUCAUCCGUCUUCUCUUCAUUACACCAAGCUCUGGUGAAGAGGUUAGCUCUACCUACUCCCUUUUACAUGCGGAGCUAGGCAACAUCCCCUACCAAGCACUGUCGUAUGAAUGGGGAUUACCUAGUGAUGACGACCCAAAUAUCACCAUUGACGGCCACACGGUCAGGAUCCGCAAAAAUCUUUCCGAGGCACUCAAACAGAUCAGUUCAGUCAUCCGUUACCUCGACUUCCUGCUCCUUUGGAUCGAUGCACUGUGCAUCAACCAAAAUGACGAUGCCGAGAAAAGCCAGCAAGUCCAGAAGAUGGGGAAGAUCUUCUCAAGUGCGGAGCAGGUCCUUGCCUGGACUGGACCGAUGGCAAACGACAGCGACUAUGCGAUGGAUAUCCUCAAUUCCGUGCCUCAGGAUAAAAUACUUUACCCAGAAAUUUUGAAUAACAACCGAGCAAAGACAGCCAUUUUGGCUUGGUGCAAUCGUCCCUACUGGAAAAGGAUAUGGAUCAUCCAGGAACUCUUCCUAGCGAAAAGGCUUGUUUUCAUGUGCGGUUCUAGGUCCAUCUCCAGACGCGGGAAUGCGAUUGCUAAUUGUCUCUGGGUCAUUCUUAAAACAAGUGAGAAAUCUCUACCCGCGGUCGAGCCUGACAAUGCUGAGUUCUGGGACACUGUGCUCUACUGGGGAAAAAAUAAUUCGCACACCCUGCGGAAGUGGCUUUAUGUUUGCGCCACUAGCCAGAUCAUGGCCACCGACGCAAGAGAUUAUAUCUACGCGGUACUCUCGAUAUCGCAUGAAACCCGCAGCUGCCUUGCUCAAAUCAUCCCUGACUAUACCAAAUCAGCCGAAACGGUUUUCGAGGAUUUAAACACCUUGAUGAUGGAUGAGAAGGCUCGAGAAGGAUGUGAAUCGUGUAUUGGCAAGGUGAAGACAUUCGAUCAUAUCGAGAAUAAGAUCGUCAAUGGGUGGUUGAAAAAGACAGUCGGUCUAAACGUGCAAAUUGGGUGGCACGACAGAUCGGAAUACCCCUCUUGCAACUCUUGUGGACGUCCAGAGCGGAUAUACAAUAAGGGGGAACUUUCAGACGUAAAAAUUGGAUCUAAAAGAAGAGGAAUCCGGACUUCCGAGGUCCACAGACUGAAUUUCACCGCUAUGGUAGUUGAAAGCCUGGAGCAGGGG